UCGAAUCAGCAAAAAGCUUCGAGAGAUUGGAGAUGGUGAAAUCAAAAAUCAAAAUCAGCAAUGGCGCUUGAUGUGAGAAUCUUCGAAACCGUCUCUCCUUCUCGCUUCAUCUCCUUCACAAUCCCUAACCCUAACUCUCCGUCGCAUCUCCUCCGAGUCGCCGUCCUCGACUCGCCGAUUCACUCCAGCGACUCAUCUCCUCGAGUCGCCGCCAUGCUCGUCCCCAAGCACCGAGAAACCGACUGGAUCUUCUCCACCGAGUCCGGCCAUCUCCAGCUCCUCCUCAACCUCCCAAACAUCUCUCGUCUGAUACUGAUCGGCGACGAUCCCGACGAUAUCUCUAAUUCCCCCGCCGACGACAGCGAGAGACUGAAGCCUCUCGUCGCGGCUCUCUCACCCAAACCCCUAACCAAAGAAGAAGCGCCGUUUCUGAUUUACGAGGACGACGUAGUCUCCAGAGUAGAGCUGGAGAGAUCCGUCGGGCCUUACGUAGGCGAAAUGGUGAUCGAAGACGUAGAGAUUGAGAUCGACGAGGUUACACGAGAGUUCAGGAGGAGAUUGAGGUUUAAGAGAACGCCUAACUUAGUCCAAUCCGAUAUCAAGAUGGUCCGUACAAGAGGAGAGGAGUUCGAGCCUCGGCUCACGGAGCUUGUGCAUCCUUACUUGGCGCCGAUGGUGGCGAGUCUCUCCUUGAUCGGUUGUGAUCUCAAACGUAGACCCAAGGCGUUGUGUAUUGGCGUUGGAGGCGGCGGGUUGCUUAGUUUCUUGAAGUUAAAGUUAGGGUUCGAGGUUACGGGUGUGGAGAUAGACCCUGAAGUGUUGAGGGUCGCGAGGCGUUACUUUGGGUUGGAAGAGAGGUUUGCGAGUGUUCACGUUGGAGAUGGUGUUGACUUCUUGAAGAGGCUUGAUGAUGUUGAUAGCAAGUUUGAUGUCUUGAUGGUUGAUCUUGACUCUAGUGAUCCGGUUCACGGCGUGAGUGCUCCUCCGGUUGAGUUUGUGGCGAAAGAUGUUCUGUUAGCUGCAAGGGCGGUUCUUGUUCCGUGUGGGGUUUUGGUUAUCAAUGUCAUUCCUCUGAGCAAGACGUUCUAUGAAGAACUCAAGGAUGUGUUUAGAGGGGUCUUUGCUGAGUUGUAUGAGAUUGAUGUAGGGAAUGGUGAGAACUUUGUUCUCGUUGCAACUGUUUCAAUUAGAGAUGGUAAUAGUGGUUUUAGUAUGGAUAAUCUAGCACCAGUAAUCUUGAAGUAUGUUGACGCAAUACAGAGGAUCUGAGAUGUCGUU
Messenger RNA from Brassica oleracea var. oleracea, 1278 nucleotides. RefSeq names its product methyltransferase-like protein 13. Lineage: Eukaryota; Viridiplantae; Streptophyta; Magnoliopsida; Brassicales; Brassicaceae. The transcript has a single exon. The coding region runs from base 61 to 1269 and encodes 402 amino acids. Gene Ontology annotation, biological process: polyamine biosynthetic process. The record is from RefSeq and is a predicted model, not a curated record.